Messenger RNA from Oncorhynchus gorbuscha (pink salmon), 4046 nucleotides. RefSeq names its product sodium channel, voltage-gated, type II, beta (gene scn2b). The transcript is spliced from 6 exons. Gene Ontology annotation, cellular component: membrane. The coding region runs from base 149 to 817 and encodes 222 amino acids. The record is from RefSeq and is a predicted model, not a curated record. Lineage: Eukaryota; Metazoa; Chordata; Actinopteri; Salmoniformes; Salmonidae.
CUAUUUCUACAGCUACAGUCACUGCCAGCCAUAUCAUAGCACUGACAAAAUAACACAUAUUUUAAGCUUUUUUUUUAAGUACAACAGAAGAUUUGACGAUAUUUGUAUUUUAGUCAUAUAGCGUGACGUUUUACUACAAGGGGAUACAAUGCAUUUUACAUUACAAAAGCGAAAUAAGACGUGGAUGCCAGCUAUCAACUUGAGCAUCGUGGGAUUGGUGGUUUAUAUUAUGGCCUGCCCUGUGUCCAGUAUGGAUGUCCUGGUCCAUAAUCAGAUCAACGUCCUGAACGGCACCAUGGUGAGGAUCCAGUGCAUCUUCACUUCCUGCUACAAGAUGGACGUCAACAAGUUUGCCAUGAACUGGACCUACCAGGAGAACACCAACGAGACUGAGGAGAUGUUCAUGACCUAUAAGAAGGGGAUGAUGCCCCUGAGGACAGACCGGUUCAGUGACCGAGUGCAGUUUGUGGGUAACCUGGAAAAGAACGACUUGUCCAUCACCCUCUCUGAUGUCCAGCUGUCGGACGAGGGCGUCUAUAACUGCUACGUCCGUAACCCCCCCGACCGCAUCCAGGGCCACGGAAUCAUCAACAUGUUUGUCGUCACAGAAUUGCCUCCCCCGCGGGACUCGACCAUAGCGGUUGCGAUCGGGGCAUCAGUCGGCGGUGCGCUGGCUCUGCUCAUCCUGUCCAUGGUGGUGGUGAAGUGCAUACGGCGUCACAAGAAACAGGAGCUCAUCUCUGACGAGCAGAAGAUGGAGGAAGAGGGCAAGCUGGAUGCAGAGGGGGGCCCCGAGGAGGGAACCAAGCAGCUAUAACCGGCCUGCAUGGUCCUGGAGGCCCAAGGUUCGCUGGAGCCCAACCUCCUCCCUCACGCUGGAAAGCAUUCCUGCCUGAAGAUGUAUAGUGACCCUUGCUUGAAUCCUCGUCCAGCAUCUGCCUCAGCCCACGCCUCCUCCCUUCCUUCCUCUUGUCCAUCCAAACAAGAUUGCAGUUAUGGGAAGCCCCAGCCACCAGCCACGCCACCCACGCCACCCACGCCACCCCUGCCCCUAUCUUCAGUCAGUCUUAUCUCCUCUCUUCUUCGACGGGGGGCCACAAAAGGUGUAGGAGACUAGUAGACGGCAGUCUCCAAACGACAUUCCUCUUUCCCCUUUUUCUUGCUUGUGGUUUAGCUUAAGAUAGAGAUGUAAGACCUUAAUUUGAUCCCCCUGUAGCAGCAUAACUUUCCCACAAUGCAGUAUGUUUAAAAUGUGUAUCGUAUUGGAGGUUUUAAAAGGCUUCUGAAGUUUUCCCUAAUGGAAAAUGCAUCAACUCUUAGAAAAAGAUCAAUUCAUUCUAAACCACAUAAUCAUUCACAUUUCCUGUUGAUGCAGGACAAUUUUCCUGCUGUAGAAAACUGGCUCAAAUUAAGAUCCUACAUCUGUAGAGUAAAUGGAUGGUUUGACAUCCGUGAUUACUGGGAAAGAUUCUGCUCUCUUUCUCUCUCUCUCUCUCUCUCUCUCUCUCUCUCUCUCUCUCUCGCUUUCUCUGUAUCGCUCUCUUAAAUUGUUGUCUUCUAACUUGCCACACCACUGGAUAACAAAUGAUUUACUUCCAAAUCAUAUAAUUCUCUCUCGCUCUCGCUUGCUCUCGCUCGCUCACUCUCUCUCGCUCUAAUUUUCUUGCUCUAUCACAUUACUUAGCGAUGCAUAAUGGCUGGGGAAAAAAGUUCCCUUUUUUUCUGACAGCUCGUGUGUGUGUGUGUCCAAAUUCUACCUUUCUGUGUGAGAAUGGUGUGGGUGGAUCUUUGGCUGUGUGUGUGUUAGUUUUUAUGUACAGGGUAUAAGCUGAAUGACCUUCAGACGUAACUACGAGCAGUGUGGGUGUAUACACAUGUGUUUGUGUGUGUGUGUGUGUGUGUGUGUUUGAGAAUGUGUUUUAGUGUCCUUAGUGUCCGAGUGUCUUUCCUUCAAACUCAGUCUCCCUUAAUGGAGAAGCCAGGCAUGAUUUUAUCAGUAGUCAACUCUUCUGUACCCUUGCUUCAAUAUGAUAUUUUAGCCUGUGUUGCUUGCUCAUACGUCGAAACAACACACAUGUGUAUUGCUAUGAAUGAAGCUAGUACAAUAUCAUACAUAAGCAUGACAUUUUUUUGCACACAUUAAGACUGGCACAAUUCUGUCUACAGUGGAUGGAUCAUUAAAGGUCUGACAUUAUAUACUAACUGACAUUGUACAAAAAACCCAAUCCCCAAAUGAUGUCCCCCUUUUGUCCACGUGCAGUAACCCUUACACAACACCUGAAUGUCCGGCCCUAGUUGGUCGUUGACACUCAAGUUUUGCGCACCAGAAGUCCACACGCCGAGGCCUACACAUACAUAAAAGCUGAGCACUUUCAGGGAAAACAGAAAAAAAAGUACAAUAGAGAGAAAUUUAUAUCGGAUACAUAUAUUUAUACGUUUUGAGCAAAUACCAAGCUGUACUCUAGAGGUGUGCUUUUGUCUCUAUUUACGUGUGGUCCUCACUGUCUUAAACUAUCAAUGUUGGAAUGUAUGAGGCCUCUCUCCUCUGAGGUAAUUGAUCUUGGAUGUUCUUUGGAUGUUACAUAUUUAGCUAUAAUAGUAUUGCACUGGCUGUGAAUGUAUUUGGGAGACAACGUGAGAUGUCCAAGUUGACGUAGCAACUACUUAAUGAAAUGACUAUACAAUCAAUCAUUCCACUUCGCUCCCAUUGAAUUUCAAACUACCUUCACAGAUGUAGGGCUUAUGUUACAUUAUCACACAAGUAUUGUAAUGUAUGUAAGUCUGAAGAAUCACACAAAGUAUAAACUGUGGAUUUGCUAAACAAUAUCACAACCUUAAAAUAGUAACAUUUAUUUAUUUUAGUGAAAUUUUGUCAAAUGUUACCUUCAUUUGCUCCUUGUGUUUAAACGUCUUGGCUUUGUAUUUUCCAACAGACAGUGUUGGGGGAGCAGAUAGCCUAUGGGAGUGUGACUUUAGGUUGGCAGAAUAUGACUGGGUGCCUCUGGUGUUGUCUGGUGUGGUUUUAAGGCCUAAAGCCGGGGGCCACGCUGAUUCUGUGCCCAGGAGUGCCCUACCUCAUCUGGAGACAGUCUCGCCCUGUCUCUGCAAUGGGCACUGCAUUCAUAGUCGGCCUUUACGUUAUUCACUGCUAAAGCUUCUUUCUUGCACACUUUGUUUCUUAUUAUUUGUAUCCUCAGAUCCGUCCUAGUUUAGAUUUCAUUUGAUUGAGUAUUGUAUUUUGACAUUGUUGAAUUUUGUACCACGCAGUUAUGUAAUUUGUACUUUAUGGUGUGACUUUGUGGUUGUCCUAGCUGUUGACGUUGUGGUAGCCAUCAUUACUUUGGUCUUUGGUAAGUUGGCCUAAGUUUGGGGAGCUCACGUCUGAAAGGUCAUUCAUUUAACAGUGGAAGGUCAAUGCUGAUCUCCACUUGUAGGGUUUACAAGUGGAGAUCUAGAAUGACUUCAUUACUAAUUACUAUAUUAAUGAAUUUCAACUUCUGUGCAAUUGUGACUGUGGUGUUAAUCAGUUUGUAUGGAGUCUGAGACAUGAGCUAGAUGCAUGGUUAGAAAUCUGGGAAGCGUGUUGUCCUAACCAGAGAAUAUAUCUCUAGGUCACAAUCAGACUUCAUUUCCAAAGUAAUGAUGGUACCUCAAGAAUUAGCCCCCCAAAAAUGAUAAUUUAGAUUGUACUGUAUUUUAUACACACACAGUGCUACCGAUGGCUAGGGGACAAAGCACAUGAUCCGAGAAAAAAAAGGUGUCGCCUAAUGAAAUCAACAUGACCUCCAUUUCUCCUGUCACUCACUCUGACAUCUCCGCUGGAGUCCUGAAUGCUGGGUAGCUAGCUGGGAUAGUAGUGGAGAUCCCGGAGUUUCCCCUGUCUGUCUCUGUGUGAUCAUGCAUGUUUUUACUGCAGUGCUCCUCUGUGACGCAUGUCUCUAACCAGGCCCUCUCGCACCGGACACCCGAAAUGCUUGCACUGCACUGUGUCUCCAAGAAUGAGCUGUAAUCAAUAUUGUAUUUUGAAAUAAAAACGAGUACAUAAA